UUCGAGACGCCAUCUGCCCUCCCCGAGUGAUCGCGUCACUUUCCCGACCUUCCGACUCGUCAUCCCCUUCUGACACGACCCUCCCUCAAAUUAACACAUAAUGGAUCACACUCGGGAUCCCUGCCCCUGGGUCGCGUUGAGCGAUUUCGGUGGUGCUUUCUGCAUGGGUGCUAUUGGUGGUGCUGUCUGGCAUGGUGUUAAGGGUUUCCGUAACAGCCCCUAUGGUGAGCGCCGGAUAGGUGCACUCACUGCCAUCAAGGCUCGCGCGCCUGUGCUCGGUGGAAACUUUGGUGUUUGGGGUGGUUUGUUCUCAACAUUCGACUGUGCUAUUAAGGGUAUCCGAAAGAAGGAGGAUCCCUGGAACGCCAUUACCGCCGGUUUCUUCACCGGUGGUGCCCUCGCCGUUCGUGGUGGUGUCAAGGCCGCCCGUAACUCCGCUAUCAUGUGUGCCGUCUUCCUUGCAGUUAUUGAGGGUGUCGGAAUUGGUUUCCAGCGAAUGAUGGCCGACAACACAAAGCUCGAGCUCCCUCCUCCUCCUCCCUCUGAGCAGAAGGCUCUUGCUUAAAUCACCCCUGUCAUCAAUACGAUCGAUUCAUACUCCUCGGUGGCCGAUGGCCCCUACUUCUCUUCGAUAUCUGUCUUCAUAACAUCCCCACAUUGAGUCUCUCUUCUCAGGUGUUCGGUUCUGCUCAUCAUUUUUAAACGACAUGGCAUAGAGUUCCUGUUUUCGUUUUCCUUUACGCUUUUUAUACCGCCUUCCCGGCUUGUGUUUCGGAGCAAUGUGUUUCUGUGGACGGCGGGUUUAUCCACAUGGCUGGUUCCUGAGACCGGCGUAUGUGUUCGUUUCGUGGCCGGGUGGCCCACCCAAAAGAAUAUCUCUGCUCAUCUGAUGCAAAAAGCGGUUUGGAGAUGGGUCCGUGGUGGAUUCUUGUACAUUAACGCAUCGCUAACAGCAUAAUACACUUUUACUCUGCAUAUAUUAAUUCCGGCUUCGAUAGCUUU
Penicillium pulvis is the source of this 1002-nucleotide messenger RNA. RefSeq names its product protein transporter TIM17. Gene Ontology annotation, cellular component: mitochondrial inner membrane; TIM23 mitochondrial import inner membrane translocase complex. The record is from RefSeq and is a predicted model, not a curated record. Gene Ontology annotation, molecular function: transmembrane protein transporter activity. Bases 101 to 565 code for a protein of 154 amino acids. The transcript has 5 exons. Lineage: Eukaryota; Fungi; Ascomycota; Eurotiomycetes; Eurotiales; Aspergillaceae. Gene Ontology annotation, biological process: protein import into mitochondrial matrix.